This is a messenger RNA of Microplitis mediator, 3798 nucleotides long. RefSeq lists its product as uncharacterized. Gene Ontology annotation, molecular function: catalytic activity. The coding region runs from base 1033 to 3321 and encodes 762 amino acids. Lineage: Eukaryota; Metazoa; Arthropoda; Insecta; Hymenoptera; Braconidae. The record is from RefSeq and is a predicted model, not a curated record. The transcript has 3 exons.
GUAAAAAUAACCUUGACAGGCCCUGUAUCUGUUUGUCACGUGGAGAAUAGAGUAGGACUCGAGUGAACUUGAAAAAUAACGGGCCUCACAGUCAGUAACAAGUAAUUCAUUCAACUGAUCAUAUGUGUUGGUAUUUUCUAACCAUAAUGGCUGCCGUGAUCCAUGCGCAGUAUCGAUCAUAUUUUAGUUGAUUUCUAACUUGUGCCGUUACACAUAUUCGAACAUGUUUGAACUAUUAAUUUGGUCGCAGCAGUGGCAGGUUUGCAACUCAAUUUGGCUUAUAAAAAAAUCCAGUUAUUUUUCAAAUUCUUUACGUUUAAUGAAGUAGACAAAGCGUUGAAUGUGUAUGUUGUUUUUAAGAGGCUAUCAGUUUAAAUUUUUCGUUUUAAUGAUGUUUUAUGUGCAAGUUUAAUGUGUAGAUAAAAAUGAAAAAGGAAAUUGUACAUAUUUUUCAGUAUAAUCGUCUAAUUUAUAAUUAAAUGGAUUAACUUAAUUAUCACAUGUCGGUGAAAGCAGUUUACAGUAAGUUGAGGAUAGUGACAGUACCAAGUGCAAUGACUGAAAAAUAUAAAUAUUGAGCUAAAUAAAGCAAUUUGGAUAGAUUGACUAUAAAUUUUUUUUAAUGUUAAUAAAAAUUAAAAUAUCAAUUAUUUUGUAAAUUGAAGUCUCACAAGUGAAUAAAACUAUUUAAUUGAUAUUUGAAUAUCGUAAGAUAAAAAUACCUAAAGUGAUUCAACAAUUGUUUUUUCAAUAUGUUUUUAUAUAAUGUUUUUGACGAGUUCAUUCCAGAAAUGUAUUUCGAAGAUGAGAAACACAUGCUACUACUAUUAUAAACUAGUGAGAUAAUCCACUACUAAAAUAAAUGCAUGAAAACAGGGUUGUUCAUUGUUUUUUUAGGAAUUCGGUGAAUAAUAAAUUACCGUAAAAUAUAAUAGUGUUGUUUCCAUAAAUUAAAAGAUUUUUUUUACACUGUGAAAAGAAGGCUAACAUAUGUGAUAAGUGUAAAUUCUAAAUUUUGAAUUAGUAACGAAAAUGACUGUAGAAAUUACAGAAUUAUCUUGGUAUUCCAAACUAUAUAACUAUCUAAAAAAUCGUAACCGUAUCGAACCUGAAAAAGUAAAAUUACCUGACUGUGAUUUUUUUAUUGUAGGACCUCGACGUGUACUUCGAAUAUUGAGGCCAGUUCAAAAAAGUAGCGAAUUUUAUGAUUUAUCUGCGGAUAAAUUUGAAUCUAUUAAUGAAAACUUCAUUUCAAAAUGGAUAGAAAAACCUCAUUCAUCUAAUAACUGCAGAUGUUCAUUUCGCCGAUCUUUUGGUCUCAAUAACACUAAAAAAAAUAUAUUUUCUACUGAAAUAAAUCACAUUAAGGCUAAUUUUCAAGAACACGAGAUAAGAGGACCAAGUGUUAAUGAAUCAGAAAACAAAGACAUUGUAAAUGUAAAUUGUCUUGAAAAACCGAUGUCAUCAGAGCCGACAAGUAAAAAAGAAAUCGGUAAAAUUACAAAAAAAAGUUAUUUGGAGAGCCAUCAAAAUGAUAUUCCUACAGUCAGAUGUGAAAUUGUUAAAGAUUUAGAAGAAUACAUUGAUAUAAUACUGAAAGAUGUUCUUGAGCAUACAAUGAAAGGCAUGAGUAGUGCUGAUCAAACGGUUUCUAGUAAAAAAUAUCUUAAUAAUGAGAAUAAAUAUAUUCGUACAAUAUCGGGUGAUACAAGAACUAAUGAUAAGUCAAUAAUUAGUCCUUUGGAUAUAAGAUUUGAAUUUCCUAUUGAUAAAUACAACAGUGGAUAUUGUGUUACAAAUAUUGAUAAAUCUGAGCUUAAUAGUUAUGUAAAUCAAGCAUUUAUUUCAUCGGCAAAUGAUCCCCAUAAAUUCGAUUUUGAUUUGAGAAAACCAUUCAACGAUAAAGAUCUUGAUAUAAUAGAUUGUACGGAUUCUGGCGUUAAUAGUGUUGAAACAAUGGAAUUAUCUAUUGAAUCAGAUUUUAGUCUUGAAAAAUCGAUAAUGCAUAUAAUAGAAGAUAAAUUUAGUCAAGCGCAGAUGUUGUCAAAUCUAGAUGAUAAAAAUACUACGAGCCUUACUAAAGAAGAUAAAAAAAAUACAGAUACCAUAAAACAUGGCCAACAAGUGGUAGCAAGUCAAAAUGAAAAUAAGAAUGACAUCUCUGUAGGUAAAGAAAUCGUAGAAUGUAAAAUUAAUUCAAUUGUUGAAAUCGAUGAAAAAUUAUAUUCUGAUUUAACUUCAUUAGUUGCCGAAAAUAAAAUCGAUCAAAUGAGAUCAGUUGUAGACAAUAAUUAUUUUGAAGUGCCAUUAAGAGAAAAUCCAAUCGAAAAAGUAAGUUCAAUAGCCCUUUUAUAUGAAAAAGUUACUGCUAAAUUAGGGAAUACUAGUAAAAAUAGUGACAAUAAAAAAAAAAGUAAAGUAUUAAAUGAUGGAAGUAAAAAAAAAUUAAAACUGAAAAUUAUAGAAAUGGAAAAUUAUAAGACAAUACAUAGGGGCUCGAAAGAAGCUGCUGAGAGUCACAAGGAGUCGAUGACAGCGUCAGAUAUCAUUCAAAGAAUUCGAAAACCCAUAAUUGUAUUUCUCCAUGGAUUCGGAUCAUCUGCAGAAAUUUUCAAAAAUCAACUUCAAUUUUUUUCGAAUAUGGGUUAUCCUUGCAUUGCUCCCGAUAUGUUAGGUCAUGGUAUGAGUUCCACUCCAGAUAAAAUGCGUGAUUAUCAUUUCGAGAAAUUAUUGAACGACUUGGAAGAAAUUCUUCAUCACUAUGUUUUCAAACCUGGACAAAAAUGCAUUUUAGUAGCUCACAACUACGGGUGUAGUUUUGCAACAGCUUUGGCAAGUAAAUACACACAUCAAAUUCACCAGCUAGUUCUUAUAUCAGGUGGUGGACCAAUUCCAUUAGUGUCACCAACGAAAGAAGGCGCAGGUCAUUGCUGUUUAAGAAUAAUUUUAUCUCCACUUUUAAUGUGUGGUUUACGCCGAAAUAUAUUAUAUGCAGCAAGAGGUCGACAGCAUCCUUAUUGUGGCUCUGAACAAAAAAAACAAUGGCCUCCUCAUAUGAAAUAUAUCUUGAACGGUAUGUCAUGGCCAGAAGGUGAUUAUCUUUUUCACAGAAGAAUAUGUAUUCCAACUCUACUUAUACAUGGACUUAAAGACAACAAUGUGUCACUUGUACAAGAAUGUCAGAUGGAAAGAACAAUACUGAAAGCUUAUCUUGAAGCUAUUCCCAUGGCUGGACAUAUACCUAUGAUAGAUACUCCUGAAGAAAUUAACCACAUGAUAAAUUGCUUUAUAAAUUUGUGGAGUAAAAAGAGAAAAGAGUGACUGCGGGAAAUAAAUUACGUUUAAUUUCAAUAAGUGGCAUUCACUACACAUCUCUAACUGCUUCAAUUGAUAGUUUAUAUUUGAGAAAUGACUAUCAAUUUAAAAAGUAUUUUUUCAAAAUAAAUCGAAAAUUAAUUUCACUGUAAAACCAAACGAUGAUAAUAGGGAAAAGACCGAGUUAUUAUCGUAGAAAAUCAUCAAGCUGAAUUAUUUGUAUUUAUGCAAACAAAUCAAAAUUUUAUAAGAUUGGUAGAGUUAACUAAUUGUCGUUCAAUCUCUCUGUAUUGCUUUGUUAAUAAGUCUUUCAUGAAAUUCAUCAAAGUUACCUGAUUAUGCGAUUUGUAAGAUCUACCAAAGCUAAAUUAUAAUGUUAUUUUAUUUAUCUUACUGUAACGAAUAAUUUAUGAGAAUUCAAAAUAAUCUUUAUCUACAUUUACAUUUUUUCAAUACAUAAAAAUAAAUUAGUUAGUUGUUUGA